AACCGGCAUCUCUCCCUUACAGAGACUCAGGCAGAGGGGACAAUUCUAAUGGAGUCUGCUUGGCACCCCAAAAUAAAAUAAUACAUCUCAGCUCUCGGCCCCUCCUCCUUCCCCCGCCCCCUCCCGCCCCCUCGAACCCGGGUGAGAUGGUGGGGUUCUUCUUGAGGAGACACUGGUGAGAAGUCGCAGUGGUUGGACAGGCGCAGGGGGGGAAGACUACCUCCACCAACAUUCCCCUCCCCCCUUUUCUCUCUGGGAGGAGGAGGAGGAGGGGAAGGGGGGCUGCAGUGCAAGCGAUGGAUGAGGAAAACAUGACGAAAAGCGAAGAGCAACCUCUGAGUUUGCAAAAAGCCUUACAGCAGUGCGAGUUGGUCCAAAACAUGAUAGAUUUGAGCAUCUCCAACCUGGAAGGGCUUAGGACCAAAUGUGCUACCUCCAACGACCUCACACAGAAAGAAAUCCGGACCCUGGAGAGCAAGCUGGUCAAGUACUUCAGCCGGCAGCUGUCCUGCAAGAAGAAGGUGGCCCUGCAGGAGCGCAACGCCGAGCUGGACGGCUUCCCCCAGCUGCGACACUGGUUCCGCAUCGUGGACGUGCGCAAGGAGGUCCUGGAGGAGAUCUCUCCCGGCCAGCUGAGCCUGGAGGACCUGCUGGAAAUGACAGAUGAGCAGGUGUGUGAGACCGUGGAGAAGUACGGAGUCAACCGCGAGGAGUGCGCCCGCCUCAACGCCUCGCUGUCCUGCCUCCGGCACGUGCAGCUGUCAGGAGGCAACCUUUCCAAACAAGAUUGGACCAUCCAGUGGCCCACCACGGAGACAGGGAAGGAAAACAAUCCUGCGUGUACUCCGGAGCCCACUCCGUGGAUCCGCACCCAUCUUUCCCAGAGCCCCAGGGUCCCAUCCAAGUGUGUCCAGCACUACUGUCACACCAGCCCCACACCUGGGGCCCCUGUCUAUACCCAUGUGGACAGGCUCACUGUGGAUGCCUACCCAGGCCUCUGCCCGCCACCGCCAUUGGAAUCAGGCCACCGUUCCCUACCACCAUCACCACGACAGCGGCACACAGUCCGCACCCCACCUCGCACCCCCAAUAUUGUCACCACCGUGACCCCACCUGGCACACCACCCAUGAGGCGGAAGAACAAGCUGAAGCCACCAGGAACACCACCACCCUCCUCCCGGAAGCUGAUCCACUUGAUCCCAGGGUUCACGGCCCUGCACCGGAGCAAAUCCCAUGAGUUCCAGCUGGGUAACCGCGUGGAUGAGGCCCACACACCCAAAGCCAAAAAGAAGAGCAAACCUUUGAACCUGAAGAUCCACAGCAGUGUGGGCAGCUGCGAGAACAUCCCCUCCCAGCAGCGCUCCCCACUCCUGUCUGAGCGCUCGCUGCGUUCCUUCUUUGUGGGACAUGCGCCGUUCCUGCCCUCCACCCCUCCCGUCCAUACCGAGGCCAACUUCUCUGCAAACACGCUGUCCGUGCCACGCUGGUCCCCACAGAUCCCUCGCCGAGACCUUGGCAACUCCAUCAAGCACAGGUUCUCCACCAAGUACUGGAUGUCUCAGACAUGCACAGUCUGUGGCAAAGGGAUGCUUUUUGGCCUCAAGUGUAAAAACUGCAAGUUAAAGUGCCACAAUAAAUGCACCAAAGAAGCCCCUCCCUGUCACCUCCUGAUCAUCCACCGAGGAGGUAAUGAUACUUAAACUCUCACCUUGUUGUCUUUUACCCCUACGGAUCCAGCAAGGUUAGUCCGAACAGAGUCAGUCCCAUGUGACAUCAACAACCCUCUGAGGAAGCCACCCCGGUAUUCAGACCUGCACAUCAGCCAGACGCUCCCCAAAACCAACAAAAUCAACAAGGACCACAUCCCCGUCCCCUACCAGCCGGAUUCCAGCAGCAACCCCUCUUCCACGACGUCCUCCACGCCCUCCUCGCCGGCACCUCCCCUCCCUCCCAGUGCCACGCCGCCUUCUCCCAUGCACCCCUCCCCACAGUGCACGAGGCAGCAGAAGAACUUCAACCUGCCAGCAUCCCACUACUACAAAUUCAAGCAGCAGUUCAUCUUCCCAGAUGUGGUGCCAGUGCCAGAGACGCCAACCCGGGCACCCCAGGUCAUCCUGCAUCCGGUGACCUCCAAUCCAAUCUUGGAAGGAAAUCCAUUACUUCAAAUUGAAGUGGAGCCAACUUCAGAGAAUGAAGAGGGCCAUGAUGAAGCCGAGGAAUCAGAGGACGACUUUGAGGAGAUGAACCUGUCUCUCCUCUCUGCCCGGAGCUUCCCGCGCAAGGCCAGCCAGACCAGCAUAUUCCUACAGGAGUGGGACAUUCCCUUUGAGCAGCUGGAGAUCGGCGAGCUCAUCGGAAAAGGCCGCUUUGGGCAGGUGUACCACGGCCGCUGGCAUGGCGAGGUGGCCAUCCGGCUGAUCGACAUCGAGAGGGACAACGAGGACCAGCUAAAGGCCUUCAAGCGGGAGGUGAUGGCCUACAGGCAGACACGGCACGAGAACGUAGUGUUGUUCAUGGGCGCCUGCAUGAGCCCGCCGCACCUGGCGAUCAUCACCAGCCUCUGUAAGGGAAGGACACUCUAUUCUGUGGUGAGGGAUGCCAAGAUCGUCUUGGAUGUCAACAAAACCAGACAGAUUGCCCAAGAAAUUGUGAAGGGUAUGGGCUAUCUUCACGCCAAGGGAAUCCUUCACAAGGACCUCAAAUCAAAGAAUGUUUUCUACGACAAUGGCAAAGUUGUCAUCACUGACUUUGGGCUCUUCAGCAUUUCCGGGGUGCUGCAGGCUGGCAGGCGGGAGGACAAACUGCGCAUCCAGAACGGCUGGCUGUGCCACCUGGCACCGGAGAUCAUCCGCCAGCUGUCCCCGGACACUGAGGAAGACAAGCUCCCCUUCUCCAAGCACUCGGACGUCUUUGCACUUGGUACAAUCUGGUAUGAGCUCCACGCCAGGGAGUGGCCUUUCAAGACUCAACCAGCAGAGGCAAUAAUCUGGCAAAUGGGUACAGGCAUGAAGCCCAACCUCAGCCAAAUCGGCAUGGGAAAAGAAAUCUCGGACAUCCUUCUCUUCUGCUGGGCCUUUGAACAGGAAGAGAGACCCAGCUUCACCAAGCUCAUGGACAUGCUGGAGAAGCUGCCGAAGCGGAACCGCCGCCUGUCUCACCCCGGGCACUUCUGGAAGUCUGCAGAGUAG
Messenger RNA from Ochotona princeps (American pika), 3188 nucleotides. It is a transcript of the gene KSR2, whose product is annotated as kinase suppressor of ras 2. The transcript has 19 exons. Gene Ontology annotation, biological process: protein phosphorylation. Gene Ontology annotation, molecular function: ATP binding; protein kinase activity. Lineage: Eukaryota; Metazoa; Chordata; Mammalia; Lagomorpha; Ochotonidae. The record is from RefSeq and is a predicted model, not a curated record.